Messenger RNA from Durio zibethinus, 2684 nucleotides. RefSeq names its product CDT1-like protein a, chloroplastic. NCBI's taxonomy places the organism in Eukaryota, Viridiplantae, Streptophyta, Magnoliopsida, Malvales, Malvaceae. Gene Ontology annotation, cellular component: nucleus. The record is from RefSeq and is a predicted model, not a curated record. Gene Ontology annotation, molecular function: DNA polymerase binding; DNA binding. Gene Ontology annotation, biological process: mitotic cell cycle; regulation of DNA-templated DNA replication initiation; DNA replication preinitiation complex assembly.
UCUCCAAACAAACCUUAAAUGAGAAUCCGAGGGAAGCAACGGAUCAAUUUGGCGGGAAUACACGUGUCCAGCAUAUAGUGGUUCCAGCUAAGAUUUCCUGCCAGAAAAACCCUUUUAUACACUCCUCUCGUUGCAGCCUCCGCCGUUUAACACCCUCAAUCCGCCCCAAUUCUUCCCCCAUUUCCUCUCCUCAGCCAUUACUUUUUGCUCUGUCAUCUCCCGCUUCCUUUGUAUUUUCUCCGUAAUAUUUCAGACAUGAGCUCCUCAGACCCUCUCAAAUCCACCCCUCUGAAAUCCAAAAAAUCUCUCAACCUAUCCUCCGAAUCACCCAUUUCCAAAACCCCAGAAAAGCACGCCUUCCAGCUUCCCAACCGUGCUUGUAACCGUGGCGUCGCCCUUUCCAUCAAGGAGAUCCAGCCGGUGACCCAGACCUGGCUCAAACCUGCGACCGACCAGAUCAAAUCUCCCCCAAAACAGAUCUUAUCUGUGGCCAUUGAAUCUCCUCCACCCAAAGCCUCCGGUGACCGUCCUGAUAAACUCCCUGAAAAGUACGAGAUAUUGUGUAAUUUUUUCUACAGCUUAGAUUCUGCAAUCAGGCUGCUAAAACUGAAAGGGUCAAUGCCAACUUUUACUAAUAUCAGCCCCAAAAUAGAGUGUUUAACUGAUAGGAGGUUUUCUUACGGUCAUUUGGCCCAGUUGAAGUAUAUUUUACCAGAGGCGAUUGAGAUAAAGAGAAUGCUAAUCUUUGAUGAGAGGACUAGUUGUAUGAAACCCGAUCUCCACGUUAGCAUCAUUGUCGAUGCGAUUGACUGUGAGGAUGAGUCAAAAUCUGACACUAAGAAUCUGAACUUGAGAAGAGUUUUUCGAGCUCGGCUCGCAGAUUAUCUCAAGGCUUAUCCUGAGGGUGAUGAAGUUCCAGCAGAAGAUCUCCCAGAGCCGUUCAAUCGUUCAAAGCAGAAUAUUCAAUUGAACAUGAUUAAAGGAGGUUUUCCAUGGUCAUCUGAUCAGUCAUCAACUGAUACACUGAGAGAGCAGCAAUCCUUGACAGCGCAAGGUGAAGUUAUUCAAGAGGAAGCACGAUCACAACCAUUCAAUCGCUCAAAUUCCUAUUCAAAACUGGCUGUGAAGACAUUAGCUGCUGCAUUUAAUGACCAGCAACCUGAGCUAGCAUCUCAUGUAUCUCGAUCAUUUAGAAAGCGCUUUUCCCAGAAAGCCACAAGCAAAGCUCCGGAGGCUGUCCAGAAAUGUUCAAAGGUUUCCCUUCAGUCUUUGAUUUUUCAAGUUCCAGAGCUAUGUGCUGACAAGUCUGCCUUUAGUGACAAAACUACCUCUUCUCCGAUUAAAUCCCCAACUAAAUCUUUAUCUAGGCCAACUACUAUCAAGCCGAGUCCCAAAUCUUGCCUCCCUGCAACCCCAGUCAAAGAGAUAAAUCCCUUGAAAACUGAAGAUGAGUCCCCUACAAAAGCUGGCAGUAUUCAGUCCACUCCUGCUAAACUAGCUUCAACUCCUGCUAGGCUGAUGACUGCCACACCUAAUAUAAAGCCACAGAAGAGAUGUUACAUUAGCCCAGAUGAUGUUUCUUCCAGUUCAUCAAACAAGUUAGUCAGGCGGCCACUGCGUACCAGGUCCUUGAAAUUUGACAAUCCUGUGAAGGAAGAGAAGGUUGUUGAUGAAGUGCAUGAGAUGGCAGGCAAACCAGUUGAUAGUGAUGAAGAUGAUAUUCUUUCAAUGCUGCCUGAGAGCCCUCUGCAUUCAAUAAUGGGGAAAGAAAGAAAAGCAACGGAUGAGCAAGAUCCGGCAAUCUCACAAGCAAAGAGGCAACGACACCUGAUUGCCCGCCUACCUAAGCUCUUUAACAUGAUUCACUAUCUAUUCCAGUCCAUAAAUAGAUCAAUUAUUACCAAAGAGGAGCUUAUUUAUAAAAUAAUUGCUGACCAUUGUGAUAUUGCCAAUAGAGUAGAAGUUGAAGAGCAGCUAAAACUGUUGCUAGAGCUAGCUCCGGAAUGGAUAUCUGAAAAGAUGGCCUUUACUGGGGAUUUACUUCUUUGCAUUAAUAAGGUGUCAAGCCCUGAGUCAAUUCGAAUGCAGGUUCAAGAAGCGAAAUGAGUGGAGAAUCAGCUCAGUUUCGUUAAUUUAUAAAAGAAAUCAUAUUUACAGAUGGAGUUCAAGUUUCUGUCUACGUUCAGCUUUUGUAAAGGUAAGAUGAAAGCUACUAUUGAGUAUGAUCCACCAUUUCAAUACUAGUGCUUUCCUUGACUAUCUCAUGCUUUUGAGUUGUGUUUAAAGUUAUCCAAAAAAGAGAGAACUAUAUGCCAAUAUGCGACUUCACACUUCACAGUCGGCAAAUUAUUUGAGAUGCUUUUAAUAAGCUCCAUAUCAACAAUUAGAGACAAAAAUGAGGGGUACUUGUGGCUGUGGAGGCUGUUUAAAACAAAUCAAGUUCUUUUCCUGAAUAAAUUUGGACACAUCUCUUAGCCGAUCUUACACUGCAUGAACCUCUUCGAUGCGUUUCUCCUGAUGCUAAACACUCCUGUUACCUUUAGCUUAUUACAAUGGAAGAAAAUUGCUAUUGGGUCUUGAUGUAAGCCUGAUCUCUUUCUUUUUCCUACGAUAGCUAGCAUAAGCCAAUGAUAACAAUGACUCCAAGUAGUAUGCUGAAUGGUAAAACAAAAAUUACAGAGCAU